Myotis lucifugus (little brown bat) is the source of this 1067-nucleotide messenger RNA. RefSeq names its product centrin-2. Bases 200 to 694 code for a protein of 164 amino acids. Gene Ontology annotation, molecular function: calcium ion binding. The record is from RefSeq and is a predicted model, not a curated record. The transcript has a single exon. Gene Ontology annotation, cellular component: centriole; centrosome. Lineage: Eukaryota; Metazoa; Chordata; Mammalia; Chiroptera; Vespertilionidae. Gene Ontology annotation, biological process: centriole replication; nucleotide-excision repair; mitotic cell cycle.
GUUCUCGGCUUGGGCACACCCCUCCCUCCUGUUACCUUUCCCCCAGGGGCCCGAAGAGACGCAGCCUCCUUGCUGGGCCUGGGCCUCGCGGCUGGCUCCCCUAACCCGCCUCUCCCGCCUCCCUGGCCCCCUCGGCCACCUGUUCCAGGGCAGAGCAGACUCGGGCUCCCCAGCGGCCUCUCGCUUUCAGAAGGCAGACAUGGCAGCGGCGUCCUCCCAGCGCAAGAGGGCGAGUCCCAAGCCGGAGCUGACCAAGGAGCAGAUCCAGGAGAUCCGGCAGGCGUUCGACCUCUUCGACACGGACGCAACGGGGACCAUUGACGUCAAGGAGCUGAAGGUGGCGAUGAGAGCCCUGGGCUUUGAACCCAAGAAAGAAGAGAUUAAGAAAAUGAUCGGUGACAUCGACAAGGAGGGGACCGGGAAGAUGAACUUCAACGACUUCCUGACGGUGAUGACGCAAAAAAUGUGCGAGAAGGACACCAAAGAAGAAAUCCUGAAGGCCUUCAAGCUCUUCGACGACGACGAGACGGGGACCAUAUCGUUCAACAACCUCAAGCGCGUGGCCAAGGAGCUGGGCGAGAACCUCACCGACGAGGAGCUGCAGGAAAUGAUCGACGAGGCCGACCGGGACGGCGACGGGGUGGUCAACGAGCAGGAGUUCCUGCGCAUCAUGAAGAAGACCAGCCUUUACUGAGCCUCCUCUUCUCUUCUCUCCUGCUGCAAGCACAGCCUCCGUGCCUGCUGUUGUGCGAAACCUGGUUUUUGAGAAGCACAAAUGUUUUUCCCCACUAACCUCCCUGUACAACUUAGUAACAACCUCACACCCAUUUUCAACUUUUGUUGCAACUGUUCUCUGAAAAAGUUCUUUGUGAGGUGACCUGCUGCUUCCGUUAAUUCUCCAGAAAAGAACAGAGCACAUGGGAGCGCUCGCCCACCCGCCAUUCUCCCUUGUGUUGCUUCGCUCUGGCGUGCGGCCCCGCCUUUACGGCGCCACAGGAGGACUCCGCAGGCAGACGCACGGUGUAACUCUGUCACCACAAACAGCAGGCAUCUCUGCGGCGGUUCUG